AGGACACUGGCUAACUUGCCCUUAUUGGCCAAGCCAAUUCACGGAGAGGAGCUCGUGCUCUACAUAUCGGUGGGCGAGAGUGCUGUAAGCUCAGUAUUAUUACGAGAAGAAGGAGUGGCACAAUUCCCAAUUUAUUAUGUCAGUCGGGUAAUGCAAGGAGCAGAGUUGAGGUACUCGGAAAUUGAGAAAUGUGCGCUGGCGGUGGUCGUGACAGUUCGGAAGCUGAGGCCAUACUUCCUGAACCACAAAGUCAAGGUGCGCACAAACAUGCCGUUGGAGCAGACUUUAGGUCAACCAGCAGUGUCUGGUCGACUAGUAAAGUGGGCGGUCGAGCUGAGCGAGUACUCUAUAAAAUAUGAACCAAGAAAGGCGAUCAAAGGGCAUGUGUUGGCCGAUUUCAUACAGGAAGGAACAAAGGAGGAGGAAGAUGGCGGAGGAAUGUGGCAGUUAUUCGCAGAUGGUUCGGUAUCGAGGAGCGGGGCUGGCUUGGGAAUAGUCUUGAUUUCACCCAAAGGGGAUUAUUUAGUGUUCGUUGUCAAGAUGGGGUUUCGAGUAUCAAACAACGAGGCAGAAUAUGAAGCGGUGACAAAGGGAUUACAAUUGGCUCUGGCCGGAGGUGCUCGAAGAAUCCAGGUCCAUUCUGACUCGCAAUUGGUGGUCGGUCAAUUCCAAGAAGGUUUCGAGAUCAAAGAAGAUCGGCUGCAACGUCAUGUGGAUAACAUAAAAAAGUUGAAGGAAGAAUUUGGGACGUUCGAAUUAAUACAGAUACCCCGAGGAGAGAAUGUUCGGGCGGAUUUACUGUCUAAAAUCGCACAAAGCUUGGACGAUUGUAAGAGUAGGAGUGUGACUCUACUUCACAUGGAGAGGAGCGCGACGGAAGUCGAGGUGGCGGAGAUCGAGGAGGUAGAAGACUGGAGGGCCCCAAUCCUGAAGGAGUUACGGGAAGGGACCACAAAGGUAAUCUUAAGAGCAGGCUACUUCUGGCCGACAAUGAAAGCGGAUGCUAAGGAAAUGGCCAGGAGGUGUAUGAAGUGCCAGAAGCACGACCCGCUUAUACACCAACCAGCGGAGACAAUGACUACAAUGAGCGCACCUAUUCCGUUUGCACAGUGGGGCAUCGACCUAGUAGGACCAAUGCCACAAGCAACAGGGCAACGAAAAUUUUUGAUCGUGGCGGUCGACUACUUCACGAAAUGGGUGGAAGCUGAACCGUUGGCCAAAAUUACAGAAGAAAAAGUGGUCCAGUUCCUGUAUAAUAACAUUUGCUGCCGGUUUGGUGUCCCUAAAAUCCUGAUAUCUGAUAAUGGAACGCAAUUCAAUGGUAAGCGGAUAAGAGUGUGGUGCGAGGAAAUGGGUAUCGAGCAGCACUUCGCUUCUGUCGCACAUCCACAGGCCAACGGACAGGUAGAGGUGACCAACAGGAUCAUCCUAAACGGACUUAAAACAAGGCUGGAAAAAGCUUCAGGAGCAUGGGUCGACGAGCUGACAUCUGUGCUCUGGGCGUAUAGGACCACUCCAAGGUCGACCACUGGCGAAACGCCAUUUAGCCUGGUAUAUGGGAUGGAAGCGCUUCUACCAGUGGAAUUAGAACUGCAGUCUCAGCAAUCGAGCACUUAUGAUCAAGAGCAAAAUGAAGAACUCAUGCUGACCGCCCUAGACACUAUCGAAGAACUCAGAGAACAAGCCUCGACCAGGGUUGAGGCAUACAAGCAAAGGAUGAGGGCGGCACAUGACCGGAAAGUGAAGAUCCGCCGAUUUCAAGUAGGAGACCUGGUGUGGAAAAGAGUAGAUGUGCUCAAGCAUGUGGGAAAGUUAGAACCCAAUUGGGAAGGGCCGUACUUGGUCAAAAAAGUACAUGCAGGAGGAGCAUACUCUCUGAAGGACUUUAUUCGGAAUAGGUGUUUAGGUAAUCCGUUAGAAGGCUUUUUGGUGCAAUUGAUUGAGCCUUUAUAUACAUAUAUUUUCCAGUUAUCUUCCCCAGCUCAUCGCCGGCGUCCACCGCCGUCGACCACCGCCGGAAAUCGCCCAGCACCGUCGGAAGUCGUUCGAGCCCAGCCACACGCAACCGCACGCAUCACGCGCAGUCGCACGUUGCCCAGGCCCGACGCCAGUCCCAGCAGCGACGCCCAUAAGCACCGCACGAAGGCCCGAC
Messenger RNA from Striga hermonthica, 2152 nucleotides. The record is from the annotation of a GenBank genome assembly. NCBI's taxonomy places the organism in Eukaryota, Viridiplantae, Streptophyta, Magnoliopsida, Lamiales, Orobanchaceae.